UCCAACUUGCUGACACUUUGCAAGUUUCACCCCGCAGCCUCUGUGUCCUAUUCGCCUCCGUUCUUGCAUUGCUUCUGUUACCUUGGCUGCUUCCGAAGGCAGCCUUUUGAAUUGAGGUGUAGAAGACUUUACCAGCUUCAGCUUUGUUCGUUUGGCCGCACGAUUGAAUCUAUUGACUCGUGAAUAUCCUGGAAUUAGUACGUAGUAUCUGUGGUUUAGUAUCUCACGUCUGAAUACUAAUUUAAUAUGUUCUUUCGAAUGUUUUCGUAUUUCUGGUUGGUAACACGAACAUUUUUUUAAAUUGCUGAUCGUUUAACAAAUAAAUCCUCAAUGCGGGGAAGAAGACCAGGAGAUUGAAACAGACAGAACAGCACAUUAAUAGACCUGAAAAAGACUCCAGUGCUGAACCCUUAAGGGCUUCUGCACCCCGGUCAGAAGACCAGUGUGAAGUGGCAGGCCAGUUUCCAUGGUUGGAAGAACAAUAUUUGUUGGUCACGUUUGCUCUUUCGUACAGUGUGAAUUGUGUGACUGCUGAAUAGAAUAUUGCCAUUUUAUUGCCUGGAAUUGGUAUCUAUUUCACACUCAACUCUGCCCUCUGUCUUUGGCUUUCUAUAUUCUUCAGAAAAAGAAUGGAUCAAGUUGCAUAUGCAAUGCACCUAAAAUUACUUGGAAAUGAAGCAUUUAAACAAAAGAAAUAUCACAUUGCACUCCAGAGGUAUGAUGAGGCUCUGCAAAUCCUUCAAUUUUGGCGACCAGAAGGAAGGGAGUUAGCUGUGCUCUUCUGCAAUAAAUCCAAUGCCCUUUAUAACCUGGGAUUGUGGCAAGAAGCUCUUCAAUCUGCUGACUGGGCUACUGCCAUGGACCAUACUUAUAUUAAGGGCUACUACUGGGCUGGAAAUUCUUCACUGAAGAUGCGUAAUAAUGAGCUGGCUUGUCGUUACUUCUAUGAAGGAUUAAGUCUCUUGGAUGGAGCUCGAGGCAGAAAUCAGAACCAGAUUGCAGAUUUCAUUGUUGGAAUCCUAAUAGCUAAUGGGACGGAUCACAGGACUUUUGAGAUCCUAAAAUGGAAAAGUUACAGUUCCCAGAUUUGGCAAACAGUUAUAGAAAAAGCUGCAUUAAAAAAUUUAUGGAUGGCUCUUUAUCUUGCAGUUUGCGACUGUAAAUGUAUCCCAAGAAACAACUACAGUGCCAAAGAAAUUCAACUUAAGAACUUAUUUGGGUGUGUCCCUCAUGGGGUUGAGCCAUGUACGUGGAUAACAAAACUUUUCCGUGCCUUAGUGACUCAGCAUGCAAACGUCGAGAGUAUUGGACCAUUUCCACUUCAUUCCAUCCUCAAACUUGCCAUAAGGACCAAUGAUAAAAAACUCUUUAAGUGGAUUCUAAAUCAAAAACCAUCCCUGACCAACACAAUUAACCAGAAGGAUGAAGAUGGCCAAUCACUUUUACAUAUAGUGGCUUCUUGGAACACAACGGAAAAUGGAUAUGGUCGAAAUUGUCAGACUGAAGAUGUACGCACACUCCUACAGUUAGGAGCUGAUCCCAGCAUUCCUGAUAGAUUAAACCAGCUUCCAGUUGAUUAUCUGCAGAAAAAUAAAAACUUUGUAGCAGUGGAUUUAAUCAAUGAACACUGUACAGCUUUCUCAGCAAACCCAGCAUUCAAAGAAACAGCAAGCCAGGUGGAGGAACGUAUGUCUGCUUUUCCUGCUGUUACAUUGGAGGAGGCUGCUGCACAACUUAAGCAGUUUUGUGACUCACUUGACACAGAGAGGCCAUGCAAAAACUUGUUAGCCGAAAGACGAGUUCAAGUGUUUUUGCAACAGCUCUUCACACAGACAGAGAUUAGCACAGCCACUUUAACUGACUUGGACCCUAAAUUUGUAACCAACUUGGUAAAACAACUUCUUCACGAAUGUAAAUGGGAUGAAGCUUUGCGCCUACUGAAUGUGGGAUCUAAUGAAAUGCAAACCAAAGAAGCAGUUUUGAGAUACGACUUCUCAGAUCUGAAUUUGUGCACAAUUAUAUGCAAUCUUAACCAGCAUGACAACAAAGAAGUACUUCUGCAAAAAUUAAUAGAUUUUGGAGCUCCUGUCCGUGGAAUUGGUACUGAAGUAUCUCCAAUGCGGUUUUCGUUGGAAAAGGAUGAUUUCAAGCUUGUGCAUUUCUUGUUGAAAAAUGGGGCAGAUCCACAAGAUCUUAGUAUAAUGCCAGGCGACACUCCUCUUCAUGCUGCAGUUUAUAUUGUUCUGGACAAAAAGGAUGAGUUUGGCUUGCACAUAUUGAAAUAUCUGUUAGAGAACUACAGCUCUGAAUCGAGCGUUCCAUACCUCAACUCACAAGAUAAGGAUGGAAAUACUAUGUUGCAUAUCAUAUUUCAGAAACCGUUUUCAAAAAAUCAUGAGGAAAUAAUGGAUAUGAUAACCAAGUUUGAAAUCAAUGACAGGGUGAAAAACAAGGAUGGGAAGCUAUUUUCCUACAAAAUUAAGAAAGAAGACCUGCGGAUGAUUGCGUGGAAUAAAGUGAAAUCACGUAAUCGAAAGAAAAGAGAACAAAAUGACCAAAACCAGAAGGCACGGACAUCAAAGGGUAUGAAAAAUGUAAUACGCGUUAAGUGCCUCUCUCAUCAGACAAUGGAAAUGCCAUGCACCCAGCAUUCUCAGGAGUGUGAUGUUAAUAGUGCCAGUUCUCAAGCAGUACAAGGACAGUCAUUAAAGUUAUUGAAUGAAGAGCAUGUUUUAUCUACUCAGCAAAUUAUUGCGAAUGAAAUUGUAAAAUUGAUUCAACAAUUUCAUGUCAUUGAGACAACAGAAGAACACCCUUUAAAAAUGUCCCUUUCUGAUGGCCAGCUGAGUGACUCAACUCAGGCUUUGCAGGCCAAGUCUGAAGUUCUCAAAGUCGACCUUUAUCAAAAUGCUGUUAAUGUUGAAGCUGUAAUGUUGAAUGGGGCUGGUGAUACAGAGCAUCCAAACCUGAUACCAGAAGAAGUGACCAAGUUACAGGACCUGGAUUUUGAUAAUAUGACGUGGGAGAUUGAAUGUACAUCAGAAGUACUGAAGAAGCUUAGCUCCAGAGAUGUACCUCAGCACAUGAAGACGAAAACUAUAAAAGUGAUUCAACAACUUGGCAAUGGAGAAUGGACACAAAGCCUCCAGAAACCACUCAAGUACCUGAAAAGCCCCAUGAAACUUUAUGAAGCCAAACUUGACAAAGGGGCACGAAUGCUAUGGGAGCUUGCAGUGGACUUUUCACCCCGCUGCAGUGAAAAACCAGAGAAGAUCUUUGAAUCAGAGCUUUCUUCCCAUCCUCAGGAACGUGUCACAGGAAGGAUAUAUAGUGAGAUCAUUCGAAUCUGGGAUAUUAUCCUGGAUCACAAUAAGGUUGAUCGAGCCUUGACAGCAAUUGCAAGUUCAUACAACCGCGGCGCAUCCUGCAGCCUCCGGAAGAAACUUAAAGGUAUAAGCAAAGCUGUAUUUACCUCAAACUUAAAUGCCCAAAGGAAGAUCCCAUUGAUCUUUGUAGAAUAUGUCAAUUGGAAAGAACUGAAAGAAAAGCUACCAGAAUACUUCCCACCUGCCAGUGCAGUAGAGACAGAAUAUAACAUAAUGAAGUUCCAUAGCUUUAGUACUAAUAUGGCUCUUAAUAUCAUUACUAAUCUGGAAUCCAGGGUUGAAUAUCCUUUCAGAGUGGGAGAAUUGGAGUAUGCAAUAAUUGACCUUGACCCCAAACCAUUGGAAGCAAUCAUUCUCAUUGGACGGAGUGGAACUGGGAAGACCACUUGCUGUCUGUACAGACUUUGGAAACAUUUUCAGCUCUACUGGAAGAAAGUAGAAGAGGUUGGCAGUCCCCUGCUGGUGCGAGAGCUUUGGCUUAAGAAGAAAUCUCAGGUUGACAGUGAAAAGGAUGAAGCAGUGAUUGACACAUCAGAUUGCGCCAAUGGGGAGAAUGAUUUUGAACGUAAUGCACAAAAUUGUGACUUGCAUCUGAAUGAAGCAUCACUUACUACUUGUGACAGUGAAUUGACACAUGAUCAUGAAGAUGAGCCAGAAGAUGAUAUUGGUAUCAACCAACUUGAGCACUUGCAUCAAAUUUUUGUCACCAAAAACCACGUCUUGUGUCAGGAAGUCUUGAAAAACUUUAUUGAGCUUACCAAGUCCACCAAAGCCACAAACCAUUUCAGGCCUCCUGAUCUCACAUUUUAUAGACUUCAGGAUAUUAAUGACGAGAAUUACCCCCUAUUCAUGACCUCUAAACAAUUGUUGCUGUUGAUUGAUGCAUCCUUGCCAGAACCCUUUUUCCCCCGGAAUGAAGAUGGCAGUCUAAAAAGGAACAUUGUGGGGUGGUCUGUUCAAGAAGAGAUGACAAUACCAGAUUUGCAUGAUGAGGAUGAAGAAGAAGAGCAUGAAGGAGAGUUUCUAGGUGAUGAACAAAUAGCUGUAGAGGAUCACAGCAAAGAAUUUGAUCCUCGUAUCUUUGUUUCUUACGAAGUAUUUGUAUGCGAUAUUUGGCCCAAAAUGGUAAAAGGAAAACCACAGUUUAAUCCAGCUUUGGUGUGGAAGGAGAUCAAAUCCUUCCUAAAAGGUUCUGUUGAGGCUUUAAAUAGCCCUCAAGGCUGUCUAACAGAGGAACAGUAUAUUAACCUGGGGAAAAAAAGAGCACCAAACUUCCGUGAAGACAGAACAGAAAUCUAUUCCUUCUUUCAGAUGUACCAGCAAAUAAAAUCACAGUGCGGAUACUUCGAUGAGGAAGAUUUGUUGUACAGCCUUUCCUUGCGACUGUCCAAACUAGAUGAACUUCCAUGGUCCAUUCACGAACUGUAUGGUGAUGAAAUACAGGAUUUUACACAAGCAGAGCUUGCCACCCUCAUGAAGUGCAUCAAUGACCCAAAUUCUAUGUUCCUUACUGGUGAUACAGCUCAGAGCAUUAUGAAGGGUGUGGCUUUCCGCUUUAGUGACCUGCGUUCUCUGUUUUAUUAUGCCCGUGAUUCUAGUCAAAGCAAUAAGAAACAGUAUCAUGUAAAAGUGCCAAGCAAAAUAUAUCAGCUACAUCAGAACUACCGGUCACACUCAGGAAUCUUGAAUUUGGCUUCGGGUGUGGUGGAUCUUCUCCAAUAUUAUUUUCCGGAAUCCUUUGAUCGCUUGCCGAGAGACACUGGGCUCUUUGAUGGACCAAAACCUUCACUGCUGGAAUCCUGCAGUGUCAGUGACUUAGCUAUUUUGCUUAGAGGAAAUAAACGGAAAUCCCAGCCAAUAGAAUUUGGAGCUCAUCAGGUUAUUUUGGUUGUGAAUGAAACAGCCAAGGAUACAAUCCCAGAGGAGCUAAGUCUUGCACUUGUUCUGACUAUAUAUGAAGCUAAAGGUCUGGAGUUUGACGAUGUCCUCCUCUAUAAUUUCUUCACUGAUUCUGAGGCUGAUAAGGAAUGGCGGGUCAUCUCUUCCUUUCAACCUUCACCUCAGUCAAAAGGCCACCAAGAAGUGCUACUGGCUCAAUCUUUGGAUGAUAUCAUUCCUCAAAGCAGGCCUCUUGCAUUCAAUUCAGAGCGGCACAAGCUGCUGAAUUGUGAACUAAAACAGUUGUACACAGCCUUCACAAGAGCAAGGGUGAACUUGUGGAUAUUUGAUGAAAACAAAGGAAAACGUGCCCCAGCCUUUGAAUACUUCAUCAAAAGACAUUUUGUCAAUGUUGUCAAAACCAAUGAAGAUAAAGAGCUCGAUGACAGUAUGUUUGUUAAAACUUCGACAAAACAAGAAUGGACAGAAAGAGGCGACUACUUUGCAAAACAUCAGUGUUGGAAGGUUGCUGCCAAAUGCUAUCAGAAGGGUGGAGAGUUCGAAAAAGAGAAACUAGCACAAGCUCAUGAUGCUGUUCUCAAUGUACAAGUCAAGAAAAAAAGCUCAAGGGAAAUUCAGAUGGAAUACCUUCAACUGGCUAAGACUUACCUGGAGUGCAAGGUUCCAAAACUCUCGCUGAAAUGUUUGAGAAAUGCAAAGGAGUUCAAACUCUGUGCAGAAUUGCUUGAGAAAUUAGGAAAGGUGGGAGAAGCAGCUGCCAUGUACAGACGAGCUCAGUGCUACAGACAAUCUGCAAGGUGUUUUGAACAACUGUGCAAUUUUGAAAUGGCUCUCAAAAUGCUGUAUUGUGGUGAAUUGUAUGAAGAAGCCGUACAGGCUCUGUUGAGGUAUGAAGCAAUACUUUGUGAAAAGAAAGAGCCUUUUACUAAACUUCCAUACUCUGUGGAUCAGUUCCGGUUAGAAGCUGCUGCAAAGUAUCUGAGGGAGAACAAACUCACUGAAAUGAUGGUGCCUUUGUCUCUGCUGGACCUUGAAGACCAGCUGGUUUUCUUAAAGUCAAACAAGUGUUGGCCUCAAGCAGCGGAGCUUCUGAAAAGCUGCGGUCGAGCAGAGGAAGCUGCUAUGUUAAUGCGGGAGCAUGGAAGGCUCCAAGAAGCAGCAGAGCUUUCAAAUAAGGAGGAAUUUCAAGCCGAAUGUCUUGUUGCUGCAGCCCGAUUGAGCCUAAUGAAACAAAGGAACAAAGAAAGAAGUACAGUAGAAAAAUCAGCUGUCCAGGAAAUGCUGGAUGAAGCAACUACCCUCUUGAAAUCUGUAAAAAAGCACUCCUCUAACAUAGCAGAAGCUAUGCUACUGAAAGGGCUUCUGAGGGAGGAGACUGCUCUGAUUAAAGAAGCUUUUGAAUUGUUUGCUUAUGAAAAUAAUGGUGCUGGAGCUAUGGAAAGCCUAUUUUAUUUAAUGCAGAAAGACACUCUGGUUUCGUCGUAUUUUGAACAAUCAUUAACUUGUUUGGAGUUGUUGUUGAAGUUAAUGAAAGCCCUUGAGAAUCCACAGAAUAAUGCUCAGAAAGAGAUGGUGAAAGCUUGCUAUGCAUUUUUUGGAAUUUUACCAGAGAAUGUUAAAUACUGCAGAAUCCCAGUGUAUGAGGGAGUAUGGUUCUUUGAACUAGUUUUUGACCCAGAUCUUAAUGAGAAGCAAGGCAGUUUUUACCUAUGUGAAAUGAAAGAAAUUAAAACCAUGUUACAGAAGCAUUUCUUGCUUCGCCUUUGUGACUUUGCUGGAAAAAUCAAGUCAGCAGGACAAAAUAUUCCAGAUGUUUGUUCUAGGUUUAUCUGUGGCUUGCCCUGCGGGGUGGAGUCCUGUCCAGAUUUACAUAAGAUUAUGAAAAGGCAUGAAGCAAAACGUUCUCUUGAAGCUAAAGUGUAUCUGACAGUUCUGAAUGGGAUUUUGCUCGAAGCUAAACUUCUCUGGCCUCAAAAGAAUUUUGCAGACGUUAAGAAAAUUGAAGAGAUCCUCACUGAAGACCCUUAUGCUGUAUGCACCUCAAUGAUGGAUGCAGUUUACCCAAAACAUUUCUUUCGCAGCAUUAUAUCUGCCAACCCUGCUGCUUGCCAUGAGGUCCUGGGAUUAGUUAAAAAAAAUAAUUACCAAAGUUUCAGGUCUGUACUGAAGGCGUACUUGGAUCACUGCUUUAAAUGUUCCUCAGUUCAGAAGCGAAGAGAAUCAACAGAUUUUUGGUUUCAUGUGCAACAAGUGUAUCUUCUAACUUCUGACUAUGCCAAGAUUGAAGAACUCCUCUCUAAGGAAGAGCAAGCAUAUGAAUCUGAACGAAGGAAAUGUGAUAGGUUCACAGAUCAUCAAAGCAAAAGGAUAAAACAGAGAUUUCCAAAUGGCAAGCUUGGGAUGUUGCCGACCAACACAAUACAUCUGUGUAUUUUCAGACUGCUGUUUAUGUCUAUGAAAUAUUUCUAUGAAUGCUCAGACCCAGAGCAGUGUGUUCAUAAUUUUUUCCGGUUCAUGAAUGUGCUCGUUAGAAGAUGUGUGGAACCUGUCAUCCCCAGUAUUGCCAACACUGUCAUGGUCCUUGAAUUCCAAUUCAUUUUAUGUUCUUGUAUCCUUAUGCAUCUUACAAAGAAUCUUGUUGUUUAUCUUCCAAGAAGCUUUAUUGCUCUUCUCCAUUAUUGGAACUUCAUGUUCAAAGGACAGUUCAGACAUACAAAGCCAAAAAACAUUUUUAGCAUUAUAAAUGACUAUAAACCAAAGGAAGUGCCCAAGGUGGUUAACAGAAUGAGGCGACAUUUGUCCUACCUGGCCUCUGUCUUGUGUGGUAAACAGAGCAAAGACUUCAAUGUUCUUCUGGAUGCUUUCCAUGAUCCAGACUAUAUUUCCUCAGGAGAGGCAGAGAGGACAGUGGUUCUUUGCCUGGUAAUGUUGAUCAAUGCAAGACAAGUUCUAGAACCUUGGGCAACAGAAAUGAUAAGAAAUAACUUCUGGAAGGUGGGAAAGACGCUGAUAGAGUUCUCCCAAUGCCAUCAGUCAAAGAUUCCAGCAAGAUUAAGAGAACUUAUUGAAAAAGUUAAUGGAGCACAAAGUGUUAAAGAUGUAGUCAGCGGUCUUCAAGAGUUACUGAAUAAAAGAGAUGAUGAGAAUUUACAUGACUGCAUUUGGAAAUGGGACCACUAUUCUGUCCCUGGAUUUGUGCGAGGUAUUUAUUUUCGAAGCCUUCACAUUGAAAAUUUUACUGAUGAAUAUCAAUCAAAAAAUAAUGAAAUGGUAGCCAUCCCAGAUGAAGAUAUUGCUGCUGAUGCUGCUCAAUAUCUUGAAGAGAAAGACGAUUGUCUACAGGAUGUGGCUUCUCAAUUGCAGAAAGCAAUUGUGAAAAAUAAAUGGCAAAGUUUACUACAUGUGAUUAGUGUAUGCAGAUAUUUGCUAACGUUGAAGACAGUUUCAGUUAUAACCCAGCAAAUGGAAGAGGUUCCCAGCCACUUCAGAGAAGCACAUGUAGAUGAGACACAGUGUGAUAUUUGUGGAGUAAAGUUUACAAGAAAUGCUAAAGGUUUUGCUGAUAGCCAGGAGCAGGAAUUUGAAGAGACCUUUGAUCAGACCGCAGAAAACUGGGAAGAAACUGAAAAUGAAGAACAUGGUGAAGAUUUAUUCUUGCACAAACAUUUUGAAAACCAUAUCAGACAUGAAGAACACAAGAGGAAAGAAGCUGUCUAUAAAGUUUACUUGGACUACUUCAGAAGAUCUGUGGAGCCUAUCAUGGGCAAAGGCAGAACUGUGCUCUAUUGUCUUGAGGAAGUGGCGGCACAACAUUUGACAUCAAAAGAAUUUACAAAAGUGAUGUAUGGAAAACUGAAGAGCAGUAUGGAUGUAGUUGUAGAUUUAAUAGACAAUAUCUACAACCAAAAGAUCUGGACAAAAGGUGAAGAAAUAUUGUCACUGAAAAUUGAAAGCCUUCAGAAAAUUGUAGAUGGGAUUGACCAAUGGCAGAAGCAAUCUUGCUACCUGAACGAUGAUGGGCUUGAAGCUAACCAGAGUACAGCUGAUUUUCAAGGUAUUGAAGAUGGUCAUGAAAAUUUUGAUGAACUGUGCUCCAAGAAGAAAAAGAAGUCCUCAAAAAAGAAAAGGAAGCAUUAAUUUGGAGCUAUGUACAAUGAUUGAGGGUUUGGGGUAUCAGUCAUUUUCCAUGUAAAUACAUAAUUCUGCAUUUAUUGAAAAUAUAUUAUUGUAUAUUGAUUAGAACUCUUCUUACCAAUUUAGCAAAGGCCAGGUUUUCUUCCUGUUUACCAAUAUCUUUACAGCAUUUUUCAUAGUAACUUUUUCAUCAUUUUUAAUUAUCGUGUUCUUGGAAUUCUGACGUGAUGUACAGUUAAUAUAUCCUUAUGAAAACAUUUUGUAUCAAUGUGUAGAGUAUCAUUGUUUCGAUAGGCGUAAACUUCUCUAAUUUUUAGUGGACCACAAGACGUAUCAGGUGCAAGAAUUAAUGCAUUCCGAUAUAUACCAGAAGUAAAAUGUAAGCCUGAAUUGCUUUUAUUGAGUAUUACCUCUAAAUGCUAGGGCCUCCUAAUGGCAAAAUAGAGUUAAUAUGUUCUCAACUGUUUUAAAGGUUUUAAUUUCUUGAUACAAAUGUUAUAAUUGCUGUAUUGAAAAUUUUAUAUUGACUGGUUUGAUGAAAGCAUUGUAAAUUUAUCAUUUAAGUAUGAUUAAUUGUUUCAAGUGCUUUUGCGUACAAUUGAAAAUUAUAUAUUUAGGUAGACAAUUUGGACCAAGAUCAACAGAGGGCUGAUUCCCUUACAGAAUAUAGAGCAAGUGUUGUAUGCUAUAAAUAAAGUAAUGAUUUGUUUGGCUGGUAGGUCAAGUUGGGGUCCACUUGAGCACAUCAGUUGAGUCAGUCAGUUCAGGUACCACAACUUAAGAUUUCAAAUUGCAAUAGUAUAGUUUAAAUUAUGCUAUUUAAGAGUAGGCUAAUAAGCAAACCUGAUCACUGGCACAGAGCUUUACUCUUUUUUUGAAAGAUUGAUUCCUUUCAAUAAAUGUCAGUAAGUAACAUAUUUCCUGGUCUCCAAUCAUUUAAGACAUUUUUACUCAUAAAACCAAGAGCAGAAAUUGACCGUUUGGCCUAUUUAGAACCUUUACUAUUGAAAUGAGAACUUUUCAAGACAUAGAUGAUUCCUUUUGCAUUAUUUAGAAUGUGAUUACAAAUUUGUUGAUUACUUGUUGAAGAAAAUUUUUAAAAAAACAUGAAGUCAAGCUGAUUUCCAAAUGCUGAACAACCUUUGAAAUAGUUUUUGUCCUUGAAAGUAUCUCCUGAAGCUCCAGUUUCCUCCCACAUUCCAAAGAUGUAUGGUUAGUAGGUUAAUUGGUCACAUGGAUGUAACUGAGCAGUGUGGGCUCAUUGGGCUGGAAGGGCCUGUUACUGUAAUGUAUCUCUAAAUAAAAAUAAAGAUUUCAAGGAAAACAAUUACCAAAUAAGUUACUGUGCAUCUAGGUUAAAAUAAACAAUUUUAUAUUUUAACAAUUUUUUUCCAGGAAAUGGUGAGCAAAGUUUUUCACCUGCUGACAAACUUUUUUCUAGAAGGCCAUGUUAGUCUUUAUUUUUGUUAAUAUUUUUAACAAUUGUUCUAAAGAUUUUGAUCUGUAAAAUGUAAAAAUUGAAGUAAAACAUUUUUCACCAUGUUUAAUAUUGCGUCACUCUUUACGUUAAUGUUUAAUAUGGGACAGUACGGUUCUCACGGUAAUGUAGGGACAAGCAGAAUGCUCAAUAGCCCUGGCGAUCAGGUUCAAUUCCCAUCAUUGUCUGCAAGGGGUUUCAUCCAGGUGCUCCAGUUUCCUCACACAUUCCAAAGUAAGUUGUGAGCAUGCUUUGUUGGCACAGAAAACAUGGCAACACAUACAGGUUGCUCCUAGCACAUCCUCUGGCUGUGUUGGUCAUUGAUGCAAGACAAACAUUUCACUGUAUGUUGUGAUGUACAUGUGACGUAUCUUUAAUUAAGAAAAAAAUUAUACAACAUGAGAGUUGCUAUCUAGUGAGUGAUUUAGGGGCAAUUAUCCAGUGAUUUUCCUUGAAUUAGAUCUUAUUUUUAACAUGGUUUACAUGCAGUUCUGUUCUCAAUGUUACAGAUGUGUUGGGUCCUCUCUGUACUGUGCCACUAUCACAGACAAUUUUACACAUGAGAAUAUGCCUUGCUAUAAAACCAUUAGGCACAUGAAUAUAAGCCAUAUACGAAUAAUUAGGCCAUUUGGCCCAUCAAGUGUGCUCUACCAUUCCAUCAUGGCUGAUUUAUUAUCCAUCUCAAACCCAUUCUUCUGCUUUCUCCCCAUAACCUUUGACACCUUUACUAAUGAAGAACCUAUCAACAACCUCUGCUUUAAAGAUACCAAUGACUUGACCUUCACAGCCAUCUGUGACAAUGAAUUCCACAGAUGCACUGCACUCUAAUGAAAGAAAUUCCUCCUCACCUCUGUACUGAAGUAGCAUAUUUCUAUUCUGAGGCUGUGCCUUCUCGCCCUAGACUCUAGGUGUCAUUGAAUCCUGCACAAGAACUCCAAAGUCUAUUAGCAUCUCUGAUUUCUGAAUUUGCUUCCCGUUUAGAAAAUAGUCAACGCCUUUAUUCCUUCUACAAAGUGUAUGACAGCACCCUUCCUUACAUUAGAUUUCGUGUGCCCGUUCCCCCAAUCUGUCUAAACCUCUGCAGAAUCCCUGCUUCCUCAACACUACCUCCCCCUCCACUUAAUUUUGUUUCAUCCACAAACUUGGCUACAAAGGCAUCAAUUCCAUCUUCCAAAUCAUUGUCAUAUAACAUGAAAAGAAGCAAUCUCAAUACCGAUCCCUGUGGAAUACCGCAGCCAAACAGAAAAGGCCCCCUUUAUUCCCACACUUUGUAUCCUAUCAAUCAACCUAUCUUAUAUCAUGUUAGUAUAUUUCCUGUAAUACCAUGGACUCUUAUGUACCAACCUCAUAUUUGGCAUUUUGUCUAAGGACUUUUAAAAAUUCAAGUAAAUAUUCACUGUUUCUCCUUUGUCUAACCUCCUGUUACUUCCUCAAUGAAUUCCAACAGAUCUGCCAGGCAAGAUUUCCCCUUAAAGAAAUCAUGCUGACUUUUAUUCCUAUUUUAUUAUGAGUCUCAAAGUACUCUGAAAUUUCAUCCUUUAUAAUGGACUCCAACAUCUUUCCAACUACUGAAGUCAGGCUAACUGGUCUAAAUUUCCAGUCUUUUUCCUCCUGUCCUUCUUAAAGAGGAAAGAGACAUCUGAAAUUUUUCAGUCCUCCAGAGUCUAGUGAUUUUUGAAAGAUCACUGCUAACAUGAUUCUCACAAUCUCUUCAGUUACCUUUUCAGAACCCUGGCUGCUGUACAUCUGGAGCAGGUGACUGAGCUAUCUUAAGACCUUUCAGCUUCUGAAACACCUCCUCCUUAGUAAUAACACCUACACUCACUUCUACCCAAUAAUACUCUGGAAUUUCUGGCAUACUGCUAGUGUCUUCCAUAGUGAAGACUGACACAAAAUACCUAAUAGGUUUGUCUGCCAUUACAACCUUUCCAGCAGUUAUUUUUCAGCAGUCCAGUAUCCAUUCUCACCUCUUUUUUACUCUAUAUAUCUGGGGAAAAAAAUCAGUAUCUUCUUUUAUAUUAUUGGCUAGCUUACCUUCAUAUUUCAACUUUUCUCUCCUUGCUGCUUUUUAAGUUGCCUUCUGUUGGUUUUUAAAAGCUUCCCACUGUUUUUUGCUGUACUAUAUGCCCUUAUUGCUACUAUGUUGUCUUUGACCUCCCUUGUCUGCUACAGUUGUCUUCUCUUUAGAAUAUUACUUCUUUGGGAUAUAUCUACCUUUCACUGUGAUACUGAUACAUCUGAGUUUAGCUUUGCACUUUGAAACUGUAGGGUGAAUUCUAUCAUAUGAUCCCUCCUAAAGGUUCCUUUACCUUAAGCUCCCUAAUCAAAUCUGGUUGAUUGCACAAUACCCAAUCCAGAACUGCCUUUUCCCAGUGGGCUCAACCACAAGCGGUUCUAAAAAAAGCCAUCUGGUAAGCAUUUCACAAACUCCUUCUCUUGGGAUCCAGCACUAACCUGAUUUUCCAAUCUACCUGCAUUAUGAAAUCCCUCAUGACUGUCGUAACAUUGCCAUUUCUACCUCCCAUUGUAAUUUGUAACCACUUGCUGUGCUAUUUGCAGGCCAAUAAAUAACUCCUAUCAUGGUCUGUUUACCUUUGCAGUUUCUUUACCCACAAAGAUUCUAAAUAUCCAAUCCUAUGUCUCCUUUCUAAGGGUUUAAUUUCACAUUUUACUAACAGAGCCACCCCACACCUCGGUCUACCUGCCUGACCUUUUGAUACAAUGUGUGUCCUUGGAUGUUAAGCUUCCAACUUCUCAGCUUCUUUCAGCCAUGGUUCAGUGAAUCCCACAACAUUAUACCUGCCACUUUCAAACUCUGCUGCUCUGGAUAAGUUUGCUUAAUCUGAACUGGGGUGUUUCACUUCAGAAGGUCAAACUCGUACAGUAAAUGGCAUGUCUCUUAGGAGCAUUGGUUUACAGAGGGAUCUUUGGGUUUAAUCUGUAACACUCUGAAAAUGGAUAUGUUAGGUGGAAAAGUAAGCAAAUGGCAUACUUGUUUGAGGCUCAUUAGAGAGAACUCCAUAAGUCAUUAGCAAAGUUCAUACAUAGGAUAGCACUGAAUAUAGAGUUGGGAUAUUAUGUUGCAGAUGUGUACAUCAUUGGUGAGGCAGCACUUGGACACGUUUGGUCACCUUACGGGAAAGAUGUGGUUAAACUGGAAAUAAUGCAGAAAAGAUUUGUGAGUGUGUUGCCAGGACUAGGGGGCCUAUCAUAGGGAGAGUCUGGCCAGACUAAGUCUUUGUUCCUUGGCAUGUACAAGAAUGAGGGGUGAGCUUGUAGGUUUAUAAAAUUAUGAGAGGCAUAGAUAAGGAGGAUGGUAGCAGUCUUUUUUCCAGGGUGAAAGAGUACAAAACUAGAGCAGCAUCCAUUUCGGGUGAGAAGGGUAAAUUUUAAAAGGCACCUAAAGGUCAAGUUUUUCCACAUGGGGUGCAGAGUAUAAGUUGCUCAGAGAAGUGGCUGAGUCAGUUACAAUAGAAUAACUUUAGAAGUAACUGGAUAGAUAAUGCAAGAGCAGAGGGAUAUAGACUGCAGGAAAUUGGGAAUAGAUGGGUGGGCACCAUGGUUUGCAAAGACCCAUUGGGCAGAAGGGCCUGUAUCUACUGCUGAGUUACACUAUCAUGGAAUUGAAGAUUUGACCUUUGGCAUCUCCAUGCAUGCAUUAUAAUUAUCGUAGACUGAUUAGCAGUCAUCUGAGUUGUGACAUGCACAGGCACUGAGGCUGCUCUGAACAUAUCAGACAUCAGUCAGAGCACAAUACCUGGUUUGUUACAAUGUUGUAGAAUAUUUGCAGCAGCAAUGGAAACUGGGCAGAUUGGUAAAGGCUGCAGACUGGUUCAUGCUGAGCAAGAUCACCCCAUCCAAGCUAGCUCCAUUUGGUCCAUUAUACCUUUCAUGCACCUGUCCAACUGUCUCAAAAAUUGUUAUUGUACCUGCCUCAACCCUUCCCUCAGAGAGUUCCACAUACAUACCUCCCUUGCUUAAAUAAAAGCAAAAUUAUCCCUCAUGUUCCUAUUAAUUUUUCCUCUCUCACCUUAAGCUCAUGCUUGUUAGGAUUUGAUUUCCCCACUCCUGCAUGCAUUCACCCUGUCUAUUCCCUUCAUGGUUUUAUUCACCUCUGUAAGAUCAUCUCUUCUGCUCUAAGCAAGGAAUCAAAUCCCAUCAUGUCUGAGUUGCUGCCUAGGAGUCUACCAGUGAAGCAAAUGCUAGUGUCUUCGUGGGUGGUCCUGCUUCUUACAUAAGUGAUUCUUUCUUUAGUUUGUGAGAGCACCAUUUCACAAAGCCUUUCAAUUCGCUGGUGGAGAGAUGUGAUUCUUCUGCCAUUGCUCAUUUAGUACCCAAAAGAAAAUCUGUCCAAAAUUGUACAGGCGCCAAUGAGGAAAGUUCAAUCACACACUGUUUUAUGAAAUCCAUUGCAGCAAGAGAUGUCAUUUUAAAUUUUGUACUACUUGCAAAAUUUUUGGAAAUAAGAACUUAAGUUCUCAUUACAUAUUGCAUUCAUAUGUGAAAAACAUGAAUCUCCCAUUGCUCUUGUAAUGGUCCCAACACCGGCCAUUUCCAUUGCAUAUUUUCAAGUGUUGAAGAAUGUCUAGACCAAUAUUGGCAAUUGUAUGCUGAACAUUUGUUUAGCCAGUCUGGAAAUUCUGUAAUGUAAUGGGGCUUAGCUUCUCAAGUGCAAGUUGCACAGUCAGAUAAAUGCAACGAUUGACUCAGCACUAUGAACUGGAAAAAGAAAAUAAAGCUG
Molecule: messenger RNA, 15637 nt
Organism: Hypanus sabinus (Atlantic stingray)
Lineage: Eukaryota; Metazoa; Chordata; Chondrichthyes; Myliobatiformes; Dasyatidae
Product: TPR and ankyrin repeat-containing protein 1-like
Exons: 25
Coding region: 630-9422 (2930 amino acids)
Molecular function (GO): protein binding; ATP binding
Source: RefSeq, a predicted model, not a curated record